Molecule: messenger RNA, 371 nt
Organism: Rotaria sp. Silwood2
Lineage: Eukaryota; Metazoa; Rotifera; Eurotatoria; Philodinida; Philodinidae
Source: the annotation of a GenBank genome assembly
AUGGCUUCUACUUCAUCCUCAACACCAAAAACCGGUGAUGCUGAAUUUAUCAAUACUGAUGGUAUAUCUAUUGAAACAAUUCAUGUGAAAUUUAAUAAUAGUCAAAUGGCGCGUUGUAUGCCGGUAAGUUACAGUUUUUAUAUCAGAGUUAGGACGAAACUACAUUUUCUAAUUAAUAUCUUCUGUUCUGUACAGCAGUUGUAAGUGGAAGGAGGUGAUACUUAGAGCCAAUAAACUAUGAAACAUGAACUAGAAUUUCCCAAAAAUCAUACCUCAAUACGUCAAGCUACUCUUACAAUGUUAGGAUGUGGAAAUGGAUUGGAUUUUUCUUCCGAUGGUCAUUUUCUUACAUUAGGUUAACAAAUAAUUCC